AUGCACUUUCUUCUAAGGGUCUGCUGCUGGCUGUACUGCCAGCUCUCGGCGCUGCACAGGGCUCCCCAGUCCAAGGGGCCUGAAGAAACACGAAGGCUGGGAUUCAAGGCUAAGCAAAGUUAUAUCAUUUACAGGGUUCGUGUCCUCUGUGGUGGUCGCAAACGCCCUGUUUCUAAGGGUGUAAUUUAUAGCAAGCCUUCCCACCAUGGUUAUAACCAGCUAAAAUUUGCCCGAGGCCUUCAGUCUAUUGCUGAGGAGAGAGCUGGGUGCCACUGUGAGGCGUUGAGAGCCCUGAAUUCCUACUGGGUUGGUGAAGAUUCCAUAUGUAAAUGUUUUGACGUUGUCCUCAUUGAUCUAGUCCAUAAAGCUAUCAGAAGAAAUCCUGACAUCCAGUGCAUCACCUAA
Messenger RNA from Arvicanthis niloticus (Nile rat), 405 nucleotides. The record is from RefSeq and is a predicted model, not a curated record. NCBI's taxonomy places the organism in Eukaryota, Metazoa, Chordata, Mammalia, Rodentia, Muridae.